GGAAAGCACCCAGAGUAUUUCCAUCCAGCAAACAAUCCAGUACGAAAACAAGCACCGUGUGCCGCUGGCUCAAGGGACAGGCCUGCAACCAAAGAGAGAGAGAGAGAGAGAAAAAGUUCCUCGACACACUCAUAACAGUGAUUGUUGUAUACGAUAUGGUGGCAGAAUAGUGUGAGUCUUCAAUUAGAACAUCUUAACUGCAUUAAAAUGCCACUUAUAGUGAUAACAGGCAAUCCGUGCAGCGGCAAAACGACGAGAAGCCUCGAAUUGAAGAAUUACUUCGAGAAGAGAUUAAAAGGCACCGAGCAAAGUGUAGAAAUAAUCAGUGAAUCCGACGCGAUAAUUACAGCAGGUUAUGACAAGAAUAUGUUCUAUGCUGAUUCGAAGAAAGAGAAAGCUGUCAGAAGCGCCAUAAAGUCGGACAUUCAACGUAGACUCGACACACGCAAUUUAUUAAUAUUUGAUGGCAGUAAUUAUAUCAAAGGAUAUCGGUAUGAAAUCUACUGCAUGACAAAAUUAUACAAGACUCCGCAAUGCACAAUAUACUGUGAUGUGCCAGUUGAACAUGGUUGGAUGUUGAAUAAUCAACGAACAGAAUCUGAUCGCUACAGCAGAGAAACGUUUGAUGCACUUGUUGCAAGAUACGAAACGCCAAAUGGUAAAAAUCGAUGGGAUGCUCCACUUUUCGCAGUCACACUAGAGGACGAAUUGAUCGGUGACGAAAUUUAUAAGUCGCUCUACGAGGUAAAAGCGCCGAAACCAAAUCAGAGUACUCAAAAUGCACCGUUAGCAUCCACGAAUUAUCUAUACGAAUUGGACGCAAGAACGCAAGACAUAGUAAACACGAUAUUGUCAGCGAAACAAUUGGGAAUCGACAGCGAUAUAAAGAUACCGAGUUGCAACAUGACAGUGCGCAACUCCGCUACGCCCGCGCAUCUUCUUAGACUACGCAGGCAAUUUUUAACUUACAGUAAAAUGCAACAGAUCGGGAUCGACCUGAUCGCCGCACUAUUCGUACAAUAUCUUAAUAAAAACUUAUAACAAAGUGGAAAGUCUA
Molecule: messenger RNA, 1057 nt
Organism: Odontomachus brunneus
Lineage: Eukaryota; Metazoa; Arthropoda; Insecta; Hymenoptera; Formicidae
Product: protein KTI12 homolog
Exons: 6
Coding region: 208-1041 (277 amino acids)
Source: RefSeq, a predicted model, not a curated record